AUGAAGAACAACAACAACAACAUCGAGAACCAGCCAUGGAAGAAGAAACCAACUAUUCUCUUACUUCUCCUCUCUCUUCUCACCAUAUCUCUGCUUCUUCUUCGUCUCUCCCAAAACAAACUCAUCCUCAUCACCACCAUCACAACCACCAAUACCUCCAAAUCCGAUCAUCACAAAUCCUCCGGAGUCAAAGACGAUUCCUGUAUCGGCCGCUAUAUAUAUAUCCACAAUCUACCUUCUCGGUUCAACAUCGACAUCAUCAAAGAUUGCAAGUCGAUUUCAAGACCAAAGGACAAAGUCAGUAUGUGUAAGCACCUUGAGAACUCCGGUUUCGGACCACUCAUCGGUGAAUUUAACGGCGACGGAGUUUCAACCGAUUCUCAGUAUUCUCCGAGCUGGUACGCAACUAAUCAGUUCAUGCUUGAAGUGAUUUUCCACGAGAAAAUGAAGAGAUACGAUUGCUUGACAAGAAAUUCGUCGCUCGCUUCAGCUAUUUACAUACCUUACUAUGCUGGUCUCGAUUUCCGGCGAAGUCUACGGCGGCGUAACGUCGCCGCGAGAGACGCCGCCGGGAAGGAACUUGUUAAAUGGCUUAAAAAGCAGCCCCAAUGGAAAGGUAUGUCAGGUAAAGACCAUUUCCUCGUAACCGGUCGGAUUUCACGAGAUUUCCGGCGAAACUCCGACAGUAAGUACGGAUGGGGAACUAAUUUAAUGCUCUUACCAGAGUCAGAUAACCUCUCUUUCCUCACCAUUGAACGGAGUCCAACGAGCCACAACGAAUUUGCGAUUCCUUAUCCGACUUACUUUCACCCAACGUCAACCUCCGAGAUCCUCCGGUGGCAAGAGAAGAUCAAGGUCACGAACCGGACUAUCCUCUUCUCAUUCGCGGGAGCUGAAAGGCCGAGCAGAAACCAGAACGGUUUAGUUCGCACUAGAGUUAUACAACAAUGCAAGAGUUCUUCUAAGACGUGUAGGUUUCUUGACUGCGGCGUUAAAGCCAACGGCUGCGAUGAUCCGAUCAGUCUGAUGAAGCUUUUCGAGAGCUCGGUUUUCUGCUUACAACCGCCGGGUGACUCGUUAACCAGAAGAUCGGUUUUUGAUUCGAUCUUGGCUGGUUGUAUUCCGGUUUUCUUCAACCAAGGAAGUGCAUACAAGCAGUAUGUAUGGCACUUACCCAAGAACAAUGACGAGUAUUCGGUUUAUAUACCGGUUAAGGAGCUGAGAACCGUAGGAAGAAACAAAAUCGAAAAGAUUUUGCUCGGAAUACCGAAUGAGAAAGUGGUUAAAAUGAGAGAAAACGUAAUAAGAUUGGUUCCGAAGAUUGUCUACACCAAACCAAACCGGAAAGAACCAAACAGAGAGGCUCUUGAAGAUGCUUUUGAUGUUGCUGUGAAGGGAGUGGUUAAGAGAAUAGAAGGUAUAAGGAGAGAAACAAAUAGAUAA
Messenger RNA from Microthlaspi erraticum, 1443 nucleotides. NCBI's taxonomy places the organism in Eukaryota, Viridiplantae, Streptophyta, Magnoliopsida, Brassicales, Brassicaceae. The record is from the annotation of a GenBank genome assembly.